Messenger RNA from Striga asiatica, 357 nucleotides. The record is from the annotation of a GenBank genome assembly. NCBI's taxonomy places the organism in Eukaryota, Viridiplantae, Streptophyta, Magnoliopsida, Lamiales, Orobanchaceae.
AUGGUGGCAACCCAUAUCAAUGGACCAGCUCCAGCUAGUGUCCAGGCCAGUACAUUCGUCCAGUUACUGGAGCCGGAGUUACCUUGCAUACCUCGACACAAAAACCACAGUCCAUUAGAACCAAGAGCCACGCGCGUUGCUGUUCAGAAAGCCUGUCCCUCGGGCCCUUCACCUCCACAAGCUUCGCCUCCCCACUGUAGUAACAGUCAUGCAGCCGCCAGAGGAGCAAAUCAGGCAUGCCGCUUGACCAGCUUCGGUAGUCCUGCGCCAGGUGGCGGCAUAUGGACGCGAGGCAGGCCCCUCCUAUGCACUUCACGGCCGCCCGAAGGUCGGUCAACGAGUGCUUCUCCCAGUUGA